Messenger RNA from Impatiens glandulifera, 1176 nucleotides. RefSeq names its product plant intracellular Ras-group-related LRR protein 6-like. The coding region runs from base 1 to 1176 and encodes 391 amino acids. Gene Ontology annotation, molecular function: protein binding. NCBI's taxonomy places the organism in Eukaryota, Viridiplantae, Streptophyta, Magnoliopsida, Ericales, Balsaminaceae. The record is from RefSeq and is a predicted model, not a curated record. The transcript is spliced from 2 exons.
AUGGGUGUAGAUAUCGUCUAUGAACAGGUGCAGUAUGAACAUCAUCAUCAGCAAAUGAAUGGUUCAUUAUUGAUGAAGAAGAAAGAGAAGAAGAUCAGAGCUAAGAAUAUGUAUAAAUGGUCAUCUUUUUCAUCAGAUAUGGAUCAAGAAAAACUGAUGAUUCAUCACGAGAUUGUGGAUCUGAGUAGCAUGUCAAUGAAUACUUUUCCAACUACUUUAAAUUUUCAUCUCAUCAACAAUAAUAUUAUUAAUAUGGCUGCCAUCUCCAAAUUAGAUCUCUCUAAUAACAAUCUUCAGGAGAUACCAGAGUCCGUAACGGCAAGGUUACUAAACUUAACAGAAUUGGAUAUUCGGUCAAAUGAGUUAAAGUCUCUUCCAAACUCAAUUGGUUGUUUAUCAAAACUCAAGAUCCUCAAUAUCUCAUGCAAUCUUAUUUCAUCUUUCCCUAAAACAAUCGAAAACUGUAAGUCAUUGGAAGAACUAACAGCUAAUUUCAAUCUCUUAAACAAGUUACCCGACACAAUUGGUUUCGAACUUACAAAACUAAAGAAACUCUCCAUCAAUUCCAACAAGCUCAUUUUCCUACCUUACUCCACUUGUCACCUCACCAACCUUCGUCUACUAGACGCUCGUCUCAACCACCUCCAUUCUCUACCCGACGAUCUCGAGAACCUUGUAAACCUCGAGAUCCUCAAUGUUUCUCAAAAUUUUCAAUACCUACAAACACUUCCUUACUCUAUUGGUCUACUCUUGUCUUUAAAAGAACUCGAUGUAAGUUACAACAACAUAACACAAUUGCCAGACUCAAUCGCGUGUAUCAAGAAACUUCAGAGGCUUAGUGUUGAAGGAAAUCCUCUAGUUUCCCCACCGAUGAAUGUGUGUGAGAAAGGACUACAUGAGGUGCAACAAUAUUUAGGACAAAAGAUGUAUAAUAAGGGGUCGUGUUCAACAAUGAACAAGAAAAAGGCGUGGUUGGUAAAGUUGGCUAGAUGGAGUACCUUUAAUGGGGCGUGUGUUGCUAGUAAGUUUUCUGACCAAGAAUAUCGUAGAGAAGGAGGAUGGAGAUUGUCGAACAUUUCUUCACCUUCUCGAUCGGUUGGUGACUCUCCUACUUUCUUUGGCAUGUCUUCACCUCUACAUAUGUUAUCUCCAAGGAAAUACUUCAAGAGAUCAUAG